This is a messenger RNA of Osmia lignaria (orchard mason bee), 2852 nucleotides long. RefSeq lists its product as uncharacterized. The record is from RefSeq and is a predicted model, not a curated record. Gene Ontology annotation, biological process: regulation of DNA-templated transcription. Gene Ontology annotation, molecular function: zinc ion binding; sequence-specific DNA binding; DNA-binding transcription factor activity. NCBI's taxonomy places the organism in Eukaryota, Metazoa, Arthropoda, Insecta, Hymenoptera, Megachilidae.
GAUGCAGUCGAACAGGUCGUAGCGAUCGCGAAGCGCCAGUCCUCUCCCGUCCAUCGACGUGGCCGCACCGUGACUCGUGGAUGUUCGAGAGAGACAGACAACAGGCUUGCCUGUAUAGAAAAAAAUCGUUGAAUCGAGGACGGCCAAUCGGUGGAGAGAGAGAGAGAAAGAGGAAGAGAGACAAACGAAGGGAAUCACGUUGGGACUCGCGUGGAUCAUCUCGUGGACAGUCGACGGAUUUGCAUCGAAGAGAACGGUUCUUAGUUGACCUUCGGUCCUUCGAUAGGGUCAGAUCGGUCGGGAACGGGUUACCAGGUGAACGAUUCGUGGACGCGGCUGUCGAGGUGGAAACGUGCGCGCAGCGUGCGAUGUACCACGCCACGUGACCGACCGCGACAGGACAGAACAAUUUUGCGGGCAGUGUGUGUCUCGGGUAGAAGAACGUUCGCGGGAGACGAGCUUGCUCCGUCGAACGGUAACAAACUAAGGUUAUGGUGUGUAACGUGUGACAGAGGACUCGGUCGAUCCGGAGAAGAAGGUUUUGUUGGUUUUGUGGUGAGCUGAGGACACCGGUUGGGCCCCUCGUGUGGAUAUCGUCUGACUACGAAGAUGAACCAACAGUGCAAGGUCUGCGGCGAACCGGCGGCUGGUUUUCAUUUCGGAGCGUUCACGUGCGAGGGUUGCAAGUCAUUCUUCGGGCGGACGUACAACAACCUGGGCAGCAUAUCGGAAUGCAAGAACGGAGGGGUGUGCGUGAUCAACAAGAAGAACCGCACCGCCUGCAAGGCGUGUCGACUGCGAAAGUGUCUGAUGGUCGGGAUGUCGAAGUCAGGAUCUCGUUACGGGCGUCGUUCGAACUGGUUCAAGAUCCACUGCCUCCUUCAAGAACAGACCAAUGGAAAUCAGAACGUAGCUCCAGGUGCAGGCUCGCCAUUCGGGCCGGGCUUCCUCCCGGGUUUCCUGCCCCAGCCUCAAGGCCAGCAAGGUAGCGGAGUGUACAAAGAUGGAAAGGACCGUGCUUCACCUAGUCAGGAGGACUUAGCCCUUCAGUCGCAUUUGUUACACGUAGCGAUGCUGAAGCAGGAACGCGAGAGAGGGAACAAAUCACCCCACCCGGACGACGUGGCUCUUCAGAAUCAAUUACGCCUGUUGGCCUGGCAGAAAGAGCGCGAGAGGGUCGCCGGUAACCCUCAGCAACCACCUGGAACACCUCCCAGAGACAGUACACCUCCGCCUUUUUACAAACAGCAACCGCAGCACCCCGGUUCACCAAUGUUCCCCAUGAACUUCGCCCAGAAGGAAGGCGUCUGCGUGCCGUCCAGUCCGUCGGAUGUCUUCAGACCGUUCCUGCCGACUUAUAAGAGGACGGCGGACACGCCGAGCGACAGCGGCGCGUCCUCGGUGGAUGGUGGCGACGGCCAGGACACGGAAUCCAGGAGUAAUUCGGCGUUGAGCUAUUUCAAGACCAGCGCCGCAUCACCGACCUUGUCGGAACGCGAUUUCCCACCCAGGAAGAUCAACGCUACGGUUACGUUGACGACAGGCUAUCAUCCUCAUCAGAGUCUAGGACUAGUGUAUCCACCGCCUGGUCUGGUGACACCAGCAGCGUCCCAGCAUUCGCCCAGAGGUGGCGAUCGUUUCCUGGUCAGUCCCAGUCCAGGCGUUCCGGCUGUGGAACAGGACGAACCUAUCGACCUUAGCGUGAGGUCGAGCAGAAGCUCCCCACGACCUAGCCAAUCGUCGGAAGAGGAUAACCGAUCGAACGAUAACGUAUGCGACCGCGAGAGCCCGGCGAAAGAGGAGGCCACGACGAAGAGCAAACCUCUGGACCUGACGUUGGGAGUGAAGAGGCCUGCAGAGUUGCCCAUGUCGCUGUGAAGCUUCUGACCAACUGGCAGGCCCACGACGGGCUGGUCCCGAAUUUCUUUCGUGCCGCACCCAUGGGUGCGAGUUGAAUCCUCGUUGGAGGAGAGGUUGGACCAAGGGAGAAUCGAGACGGGAUGGAAACAUGGUAGGAUGCGUAUCGGUUCUCCGAUUGCGAGGUGGAAGUUUGGAAUGGAAAGAGGUUUGAAGAUACCGGAGAAUCGAGGAGAUCGUUGUGGUGCGAGGGGAAGAGGAAUCGUUGCGCAACGACGAUCGAGCCCGCCACAAAAAUGUGUUCAAAUCUGUACAUAGGUGUCACCGAGCCGAUCCGGGAGGCGAGAGAUUAAUUUAUUGAGGCCUGAUGGGCCGUUCGAAUGCUUAGUUCCCUGUGCAGACACGUGAAGUUUCUCGUACGCGUAUUAUGCAUAGAAAUAUCGUGCCCCUGUAUAAAGAAACCGGAGAAUCGCGGAUAUACCGGCCAGUAGUGGAGUGCCUUAAUAUAAUAUAUUUAUAUGAAAUAUUCUAUAUGUAUAUGUAUGUAUACCAGCAACGGACCGCUUAGGAUCCUUAUUAUCAUCUUUCUCGUGCGUACGAUCUGUCGAGCGUCGCGUAUUCUUUGCUUUUAGUACAGGAUCGAGCGCGUAGAAGCGCGAACCGGACGAUUGUAAACGCGCCUUAAGCAUCCGUGAACCCGUCGCAUCGAGAGAGGCCAGUUAAACAGACAAAUGACGUCGCGUCGAUGUUGUAAAAUCAUGGUGCAUCUUGUAAAUAAGCAGAGGUAGAGGGAGAAACUCGUCUGCGAAUCAGAGUAACGCUUCUGUACAACCGCCUGAUGUACGCGCCUCUCGGCCAGCGUAAAGGACGAACGUUUUAUUCAUGUUUUUCUUCUUCCGACUUUUUUUCAUUUUGUACAUAAUAGCAUAUAAACGGUGAACACGAGCGGCCAGUACCUAAACGUAACGCGAAAUUAAAUAUUUUUGUUUAAUCUA